UAUAUAUAUAUAUAUAUAUAUUCCCCUGUUAUUGAAUAAAAAGCUUUCUGAACAAGAAGUAAGGCUAGUUUGGUUUGAUCAACUGCCAUAUCUCAGUAACUUUUGGGAAGUUUUUGUAAAUAGAUUUGAUCAGCUUGCAGGGAAUUUAGGUUAAAAGGAAGUUAGCAUAGUUACUGCUGCAACAUAUUUCUCUGCAGCAAAGUUAGUUGACAAGCCCUUGGAUCAAAACUUAGUUAUUUUUAAUUUUGUCAGAAUGCUCCUUUUUUUAUUUCUAUAAUCUGGAAUGCACUCCUCCCUUCAUUUAUAUGAUAAAACAAGAAACUGAACAGUUUCAGUCAUGUACAGAUUAAUUUAUGUAUUUAUUUAUUUAUUUAUUUAUUUAUGGUAUAAUUUUAUACUGAAUUUCAAUUUUCUGUUCAAAUAUUUAACAUAUUUUUAUGUUUUAUGUUCAAUUUUGAAUUCAAUGGGAAAAAAAAGUAUAUGGUAUAUAGGUAUACGUUUGACCUGAAGUGCUCAUAACUGUUUUGUAGUAUGUUUGAUACUUUGUAAAGGUUUUGUACUAGGAUAUAGUCCUCUGUAUUUUUACGUAAAUCUGUUCAAAAUGUACCUGUUUGUAAUUUGUGGAAAUUGUAUUUACACUUACAGCAUAUUAGGCAGACAUUGUGUAGUUUUUGAAUAUUACAAAAUCCAGACUGCUUUUUCUAAAAAAAAAAAAAAAAAAAAAAAAAGAAACUUAAUUUAUUUUUCAAACUUGAUAAACAGUCUGUUGUAUAGACUUCAGUUUCUAGUUUAUUCUUGUCUGCAUGCAAACUUACAUUUUGGUCACUGUGUGAUGUUAACUUCAGCCCUUAACCACAUAUACAAAUGUGUUAUUUUUACAACCUGAUAUUGAACUGAGCAAUAUGAAAUGUUCGGUCAUAUUCACAAAGCUUUAACUCAUCGGUUAUUACAAUAAAUACAAUUUUAGUCAGGAAACUGAUGUAGAACAAUGUUGGGUUCUUUAACAGUUUGGACAAGAUUCUUGAAUAUCCAAACUAAUUUUGACCUUGAAAAAAACGUGAAGCUUUGUGAAUAGGGCCCAUCAAGUCUGACAUCAGGUAUUUUGUUACGUUUUUGAUCAAUACCAGAAGCAUUUAAGGGCUUGUUGAUUUUUACACCAUGUUCUGUUAUUGAGAAGCAAAUUAAAGAGCUUACAUUUUACAUAAUUAGUCUUUUGAUCAUUGCUAUCCAAUGGUUUCUUUCCAACCUAUACAGAACUUGACAACAUGUACACUGUUUAUCUUUCUGUAAGUUUGUUGUCAGAUGGUACAGUUUAUGAGAACUAUUUCCCAAGCAAACAUCCAUCACAGGAGAAAAAGCAAUACAUAGAAACACAAGAUAAUUACCAUCAAUAGAAACUAUGUAGAUAGCUGCUGCUACUAUAGAUCCAUUCUCUUUUAUGAAUCAAAUAAAGUUUGUAAUAUCAAACUUUAUUUGAUUCAUAAAAAUAGUGGCACCAUCAUAACUUCUGAUAUUUCAUUUGGAAGAAUACAGACUGUCAGGAUUUCAUUAGAUUGGAACUUUGUUUUCAUCAAAAUAAACUGAUAAACCCAUUUAAAGUGUAUCUGCUGAUACACCUCGUCUCAGAAUAUUUGUCUCAGCUAAAUGAACUACAGUGUUCUGUACAUUGCAAAAGGUGUGGCAUAGUUAUGUGUUUUAUUUAGACUUAAGUAUUAACAAUGGAUUUCAAUUAUUUACAUUUUUGUUUAGUUUAUUGAGGACACUUUAGAUCCUAAAGAACUAUUACAAGAAUUAUCAAGCCAUCAUUUAGCAGAUUUUGCUGACUGAAACUUUCAUUAAUUUUGAGUUUGAUUUCUACAAAUAUACUGGUGCCAAAUUCACAAAGAAGCACAAUGAAACAUUAAAACUAAAACUCAGAAACUGUAAUUCAACUACUCUACACCCCCAUUUAGUAAGUAAAACUGAAUGUACUAAACUCAACAGUACGAAUGAAUGACAUAAUUAAUGUAGUGCCUGAUAUAUCUUUAAGAUAAGUUAAAUGUUUAGUGAAACUAAACAUUCUGUAGUAGUAAACUAAACUGAAGUGUGUACACGAUAUACCUUUGUGCUGUUAGUUUUAAAUAGCAAUAAUAUACUGUAUCAGUCUUGCAGGCUGCACAUUGUGGUUCUGAAAUAAAGUAGGAUAUUUUUUGUGUGUUUGUCUUAAAGCAGCAUAUUUUGAUCAUAUGAAGAUUAAAGUUGGAUCUAUCAAACGGCUAGACACUCUAAUAUCAGGCCAAUAAUUUGGGUAUGCUGCCUCCUGUUCUCUUUUCUCCUUGCCCUAUGUCCGAAAUGUGAAGCAGCAAGGUAGUUAAACUAUAAUCUCUGUUAAAACAAUCUGUGGUAUAAAAUAUUUGCUCAAUCCUGACAUAGACUUGCAAAAACUAACCCUAAAACACCCUUUUGUCAAUCUUACCCUUCCUGAUUUUACAGUAUCACAGGAAGAAAAAAAUAAUAAUUAAAUGCUGGGUUUUGACUUGCAUAUGCUGGAACAGGAAAUUUGAACAAGACAAACUUUCAGACAGAACUCAGUGUUGAGCCAGUUACUAGACAAUCAAAUUACAAAUCCAAUUUAGUUCAGGGGUUUAAGUCAGCUUUUAUAGGAGGUAUCUGUCCUUGCGUUUGCCAUACUUUAGAGCUUUGCAUGUAUCUAGUGAAACGUUUGUCCAGUUGUGAUGAAGAUUACCUCCCCAAUUUAGAAUGUGUCCUUGAUCAGAAGAAUUGGUCACCCAGGAGAUUGACAGUGGAUGCCGAUAGGCUACUGGCUUCUGGAAGGCAAAGGCCAUACAUACCUGCAGGUAUCUGCUUGAGCUCACCAGGAGCCUGGCCAGUAGAGGACACUAUGUGUGAAACAGACACUGCUGAUUUAACUUAACCCCACCAGGCUGUGUGUUUGUACUGUAUGUCAUACUUACAGUAAUUCUGAAACUACUGAGAAUUGCUUAUAAAUCAUGAAGAAACUUUGGUUUGAACAUGUGGGGUUAUAUGGAUCUGUCAAUAUGUGUUUAUGUCAAAUGUAUUUUCUGUGGUAAAUACAAGAUAUGAGUAGUAGAUUUAUUUUAUUUACAAACUUAAUUUAAAAACAUUGUAUCUGUUCGAAGUGAGCCUUGUAGUUUACAGCACAGCAAGUUGGUACAAUGGAAGCAGCUUUGAGCUCUUCUAAUCCAUGUUGUAUUUCAAACUACUUUAGCAGUACAAUAAAUAUUUGUACUGUCCUGUUUACAGAUUUAAAGUUUAAUAAGGCUGGGCGACAAUACUUCUUUUUAAAUCCCUCUAUGGAUGUUUCCAAAGCGAGUUGUUUUUGGAGGAGCUUAGCACACCCACUAAGCAUUGUAUUAAAUGAUGGUCCCUAGUCAGUAGCAGCAAGAACUCCAGCAGAAGAACAAUCCUCACCUGCUUUUGCAGAGAAGAAAUACCUGCUGUUUGAAGAGUAUCUGCUUAUAAGAACAAGUAAGGGCUAAAUAAACCUUCUCUUAUGAUAGAUUGACAAAGGGCAGGAGGUAUUAUUAUUAUUAUUAUUAUUUUACUGAAUACCAGUACAUAACUCAUCCAGGUUUAUACAAUGGAACAGAAACAGCAAUGGUUUUGAAAUGCUCAAAAUGUCAUAUUUCUUUUUUAUUGCAUUGUUGUAUAAAUACUGUACAACAGGGUUACCAUCUCCUAAGCAAUACAGAAAAAAUAAAUGUAUAUGAAAGACAAGAAGAAACAUAGAAAAAGAAAAGUCCAGAUUUAUCAGAUUUGUCAGCAUUUAGGAAAUGUUAAUUGCGGGGGUGCACACACAUACUGUAAUUACAAAUAAUAAUUGGUUUCCUUGUUUGUUAUGACCCUUCUUUCUUGGUAUCUCCUUGUUUUCCUCUAGAAGAUUCACCAUGAAAAUAUUCUUUAUGUUUGCUUGUUUGGCUCUGUACUUCCAACUGGUCAUCUGUGUUCACAAGGAUCUGGAGUCUGAAUGGCAGGCCUGGAAGGUGACCUACAAACCACAAUACACCAGGAUGAAUGAGGAACAGAAAAGAGCCACAUGGGAAUCAAACUACAAGAUGAUCCAACAAAACAAUCAGCAUGUUCAAAGAGGGAGAAAAACAAUCACAAUGGGCAUGAACAAGUUCGGAGACUUGACCUCUGAAGAGUUUACUGUGAUGCUGGGUCUGUUUCAGAAGAAUACAGGAAGGGCUGCGGUUUUGUCCGCCGAACAGCUCCGCACCACUGCCAGCAAGCUGAACUUAAACAGCAUUGAUUACAGGACCAAAGGCUACAUCACUCCAGUAAAGGAACAGGGUGAAUGUGGAUCCUGCUGGGCAUUUACUGCUGCAGGAGCUCUUGAGGGGCAGAUGUUUAAGAAGACAGGCAAGCUAGAGUCACUGAGCGUACAGAACCUGAUUGACUGCUCACGGCCCCAGGGGAACUAUGGAUGCCUUGGAGGGUUGAUGGACGGUGCCUACAAGUAUAUGCUGGCGAGCAAUGGGAUCCAAUCAGAGGCUUCCUACCCAUAUAGGAUCCAGGAUGACCUUCCCUGUUCAUUUAAUAGCAGCAAAGUGGUUGCCAAAAUCACUGGUUACAACUAUCUUCCGUUUUAUAACGAGCAGGCACUGGCUGAUGCAGUAGCAGUUUUUGGGCCAAUUUCAGUAGGAAUUGACGCUAGUCUCCUUCAAUUUUAUCAAUCUGGAAUUUUUAAUGAUCCUAAAUGCAGCUCGGAGAAGAUAAACCAUGCGGUCCUGGUGGUUGGGUACGGAUCAGUGGCUUCCCAAAAAUACUGGAUCAUCAAAAAUAGCUGGAGUGCCUCAUGGGGAGAAGAAGGUUACUUCCGUUUGGCAAAGGAUAUGAACCGUACCUGUGGAAUCAGUAACUACAGUGUUGUUCCCACAGUAUGAUUCCACCCUGCUCCUAGGUCCUUAAUGGGUGGGCUGUUUAAAUACUGAAGAGCUCAUGUGAAUCUCACCCUUACCUGCAGUGACGGUGCAGUGAAAUUAUAUGUAAAGCAAUCUACUGUAAUAAAGUUUUACAAAAUAAACUUGUUUACAUUUACAA
Molecule: messenger RNA, 5064 nt
Organism: Acipenser ruthenus (sterlet)
Lineage: Eukaryota; Metazoa; Chordata; Actinopteri; Acipenseriformes; Acipenseridae
Product: procathepsin L-like
Exons: 7
Coding region: 3909-4907 (332 amino acids)
Biological process (GO): immune response
Cellular component (GO): lysosome
Molecular function (GO): cysteine-type endopeptidase activity
Source: RefSeq, a predicted model, not a curated record